UCGGCCCAAUGUUACUUCCAAAAUCAUUUAAAAAUCGGAGAGUGAACUGAAACCCUAGGGUCAUCGUCUAUCUAUAUCGCAGCAAGUCACCCAGAGCUCAACCUCCGCCCAAACCCUAGAUUCCACAGACAAUGGCACCGAAGAAGGAAAAGGCUCCUCAAACCGCCUCCAAGCCCGCGAAGACCGGUGGUGGCAAGCAGAAAAAGAAGAAGUGGAGCAAGGGAAAGCAAAAGGAGAAGGUGAACAACAUGGUGCUUUUUGACAAGGCUACAUAUGAGAAGUUCUUAUCGGAAGCUCCUAAAUACAAGCUCAUCACCCCUUCAGUCCUCUCCGAUCGUUUAAGGAUUAGUGGAUCACUUGCAAGGAGGGCAAUCCAAGAAUUGUUGGAAAGAGGUUUGAUCAGGAUGGUGUCUGCUCACGCUAGCCAGCAGAUAUACACCAGGGCUACAAAUACCUAAUCUUUUUUGCAAUUUAGCUAGCGGGCAAAUCAAAAGUGUUGGUUUACAGACUACCAUUAUGUGUUUUAAGUUGAAUUUUGUGUUAUUCCCCUAAAUUGAUGAUGAGAUUACUAUGUUGAGCAUUUGAUUUCCAUCUCUUGAAAUUCAGAAGUCUUCAUUGGUGUUCGUUAAGUUAAAUUUUUCUUUGCAAGUUUAGUUGUCUGAUUGCGUCGUCAUGCUUCCAAGUUCCAACGUGUUAUAAAUCAAUAUUUCAUGA
Cuscuta europaea is the source of this 714-nucleotide messenger RNA. NCBI's taxonomy places the organism in Eukaryota, Viridiplantae, Streptophyta, Magnoliopsida, Solanales, Convolvulaceae. The record is from the annotation of a GenBank genome assembly.